AUGACGUACACCUUAUCAGAGUCACAUCGAACUUUAUUACAGACGCAUUUAAGUCAAACUGAUCCUGAGCUUGAAAGUAUUAUUAAAGAUGAAAUAGAGAGACAAAAACACUCAAUUGAUCUAAUUGCAUCUGAAAAUUUUACAUCAACUUCUGUUUAUGAUGCUCUAGGCACUCCUUUAUCAAAUAAGUAUUCUGAAGGAUAUCCUGGUGCUCGUUAUUACGGUGGUAAUGAACAUAUUGAUCGUGUUGAAUCCUUAUGCCAAAAGAGAGCAUUAGAAGCAUUUAAAUUAAAUGAAAAAGAUUGGGGAGUCAAUGUUCAGCCAUUAUCUGGUUCUCCUGCAAAUUUGGAAGUGUACCAAGCACUAAUGAAACCACAUGACAGACUUAUGGGAUUGUAUUUACCCGACGGUGGCCAUCUAUCUCAUGGUUACGCAACAGAGACAAGGUCUAUAUCUGCUGUAUCCACCUAUUUCGAAUCUUUCCCAUAUAGAGUUAAUCCAAACACUGGAAUAAUUGAUUAUGACAGUUUAGAACGAAAUGCCAUCUUAUAUAGACCAAAAAUUUUGAUAGCUGGAACAUCUUCUUAUUGUCGUUUAAUAGACUACAAGAGAAUGAAAGAAAUUGCUGAUAAAUGUGGCGCCUAUUUAAUGGUAGAUAUUGCUCACAUUGCAGGUUUAAUUGUUGCGGAUGUCAUUCCUUCACCAUUCGAAUAUGCUGACGUUGUCACAACAACUACUCAUAAAUCUUUAAGAGGUCCCCGUGGUGCAAUGAUAUUUUUCAGAAGGGGAAUCAAGUCAAUAAAUCAGAAAACAGGUAAAGAACAACCAUUUGAUUUAGAAAAUCGUAUUAAUUUUUCUGUAUUCCCAGGACAUCAAGGUGGUCCACACAACCAUACGAUAGCUGCUCUAGCUACAACAUUGAAACAAGCAACUACUCCAGAGUUCAAAGAAUACCAAUUACAAGUAUUGAAAAAUGCUAAAUCAAUGGAAGAAGAAUUUAAAAAAUUGGGUUACAAAUUGGUAUCUGAUGGGACUGAUUCACAUAUGGUUUUAGUUUCAUUAAAGGAGAUAGGUUUAGAUGGCGCUCGAAUUGAAUACGUAUGUGAAAAGAUCAAUAUAGUCCUAAAUAAAAACUCGAUUCCUGGCGACAAAUCUGCAAUAGUACCUGGUGGAAUACGUGUUGGUGCCCCAGCAAUGACAACAAGAGGUAUGGGCGAAGCUGAUUUCAAGCGUGUCGUUGAAUAUAUUAACCAAGCUGUCAACUUCGCAAAGGAAAUUCAGAGUUCACUUCCAGUAGAUCAUAAUAAAUUAAAGGACUUUAAGAUAGCAGUCGAUGGAUUGGCUGGAAAUUUGGAAGAAUUGAAGAUUGAUAUUUUCAAUUGGGCAGGAUCAUUUCCACUUCCUGUUUAA
Molecule: messenger RNA, 1410 nt
Organism: Vanderwaltozyma polyspora DSM 70294
Lineage: Eukaryota; Fungi; Ascomycota; Saccharomycetes; Saccharomycetales; Saccharomycetaceae
Product: serine hydroxymethyltransferase
Exons: 1
Coding region: 1-1410 (469 amino acids)
Biological process (GO): tetrahydrofolate interconversion; L-serine catabolic process; folic acid metabolic process
Cellular component (GO): cytoplasm
Molecular function (GO): pyridoxal phosphate binding; zinc ion binding; glycine hydroxymethyltransferase activity
Source: RefSeq, a predicted model, not a curated record